This is a messenger RNA of Punctularia strigosozonata HHB-11173 SS5, 201 nucleotides long. RefSeq lists its product as uncharacterized. The record is from RefSeq and is a predicted model, not a curated record. The transcript has 2 exons. Lineage: Eukaryota; Fungi; Basidiomycota; Agaricomycetes; Corticiales; Punctulariaceae. The coding region runs from base 1 to 201 and encodes 66 amino acids.
AUGCGGACGCUUUGUCCACUCGCAUUGUUGACUGCGGCCACAGCUUUUCUUUGUCUCCGAUGGCGAUCUGAGGGCCACCUGGCAGCAAGGCACAAUAUUGCCAAUAUGAAGGCGGACUACCGGGCGUGUCUGAGUGUUGAAACAUUUCAUGCAAUGGUUUUGCCAACCCGACCUAACCCUAAGGCGCGCGCGCUGGUAUGA